AAAUUUAUUUUAAAACGAAAUUUGUGACAAGGACAGAAUCAAAAUAUUACGACGUACAUAAAAAACAUUUCAUUUUUAAUUAACAUAACAAAAAAAAAAGUGUAUUUUUUAAAAUAAAAAAUUAAUAAUAUCCUUGUGUUGUUUAGAAUGUCAUAAAAAUUAAAAUUUAAUAAAAAUGGUUGAGCCUAUGUUUGAUUAUCAGUUUCGUUUAAUUUUAAUCGGUGACAGUACAGUAGGAAAAAGUUCACUAUUAAAAUAUUUCACGGAUGGAAAAUUUGCUGAGAUUUCAGAUCCAACAGUUGGUGUAGAUUUUUUCGCGCGAAUCAUAGACGUAAAAGAUGGCACACGAAUAAAAUUACAAUUAUGGGAUACAGCCGGGCAAGAACGUUUUCGAUCAAUCACUAAAUCAUAUUACAGAAAUUCAGUGGGUGCAUUAUUGGUGUACGAUAUAUGUAAUCGUGCUAGUUUCGAACAUAUACCAUUAUGGAUGUUAGAAGCCAAACGGCAUAUCGAACCACAUCGACCUGUGUUUGCGUUAGUCGGCUGUAAAUUAGAUCUAGUCAGUAAUGGAGGCCGACGUGAAAUCACAAAAGAAGAGGCACGUACGUUUGCCGAUCAAUACGGUUUACAUCACAUCGAAACGUCUGCAAAGUCUGGCUUGAAUGUCGAAGAAGCAUUUAGAACUGUAACACAAGAGGUAUAUAAUCGAAUACAAACUGGCGAAUAUAAAGUUGAAGAUGGAUGGGAUGGUAUCAAAACAGGGUUUGCACGACCUAACGGGCUAGAUUUUAAUUUAAUUGAAGCGGAACCAGCUAAAUCAUCUUGUUGCUGAACACAUACUGUUUCUUUUUUUUUACAAAAUAAUGUUUCAAAACUAAUUAAUACUAAUUAUAAAAUACUAUAAAUAGUCUUAAUUGUUUCUAGGUCUGAUUAAAACUAUUAAAAAAUUAUUUUUUAAUCAA
This is a messenger RNA of Chrysoperla carnea, 962 nucleotides long. RefSeq names its product ras-related protein Rab-39B (gene Rab39). Gene Ontology annotation, molecular function: GTP binding; GTPase activity. Gene Ontology annotation, biological process: Rab protein signal transduction. Bases 176 to 832 code for a protein of 218 amino acids. Gene Ontology annotation, cellular component: Golgi membrane. The record is from RefSeq and is a predicted model, not a curated record. The transcript is spliced from 2 exons. NCBI's taxonomy places the organism in Eukaryota, Metazoa, Arthropoda, Insecta, Neuroptera, Chrysopidae.